GUUUUUGCAAACCUAUGUCAGACUUUGUACUCAUUUCCUAUCCAAACGUCUUCUAUUGCAUAUAGUAACACAGAUAUAAUUUUUUUGUUUAAAAUAUUUUAAAUAAUUAACUAUGGGUAAUUUUGUGUAUUUUUUGGCGUUUGCACUGACGGGAACUGCGGUAUUUGGUAGAGUUUUUCAAGAGAAUAAAGAUUUUGUAGAAUUCAAUAUCGAGGCGAAGGAGACCCAAAGCAGCGAAGAUUAUGCAGUGGCCGUGGAUCUAGGAAGCAAUGGUAUUAAGUCAGGAAAUGAUUUUGGCAAUCGGAUGGUGAGCAAGCAAUAUGUGAAUGCAAUCAAGAAUUCGAAACUUUGGAACGAGGUAAAGACCAAGGCACUGUCGGCUAAAGGCCCCACCGAGCUGGCCGCGACGUUCGCCAAGUACGAGUCACUACCGGUUGACCAAUGGCCGGACACGAUUAUUGACGAAGUUCAAAAAAUAUGCCAAGAAGGUCUUAAGUGCGUAGUUAUGGACCAGUUGUACAUGAUGUCACAGUUCUUGAAGACAGAAACUAACGGAGAUCAGUCUUUGCGUACGGUCAUAACGAAAGUAACCAAUGUGUUGUCGGAAUACAAAAAGUGUACGAGAAAUCUGUACUCCGGUACAGUACGGUCAUCAACCCUGAGAACGCUGAAACGAUAUCCGAGUCUAUAAUGAAAGUAGUGAAAGAUAACAACCAAAUGUGCAAGUCGGACCAGGUGGAAGUCCAGUUAGCAGAUCAUCAGGUCGACACGUGGGUAGACAAAGUAACAACAAUCGAUAACGUUUUGGAUACACUCCAGUCCAUUAUCAAUAAGCCGAAAAAUGAGUAAUCCGUCCAUGUUCUCCGUGAUUUCAAUUUUUACACAUAUAGCGUUAAUUAAUUUCUUGUAUAUCGUUGUAUGUUAUGAUUUUCAUACAGUACAUUUUUUAGUCACGUCAAUAAGUUUAUUAUAUUUGUUUAUGUUUGCACCAUUUGUUGUAUUGUUUUAUUACAUUAUUAUUAUUUUUUUUUUUUUAUUGAAAAUCACGGUUUUUUUAGUAUAGCGGAGUUAUUAUCCAAUGUA
Adelges cooleyi (spruce gall adelgid) is the source of this 1083-nucleotide messenger RNA. RefSeq lists its product as uncharacterized. The record is from RefSeq and is a predicted model, not a curated record. The coding region runs from base 113 to 691 and encodes 192 amino acids. The transcript has a single exon. NCBI's taxonomy places the organism in Eukaryota, Metazoa, Arthropoda, Insecta, Hemiptera, Adelgidae.